This is a messenger RNA of Fusarium oxysporum Fo47, 2177 nucleotides long. RefSeq names its product Kelch repeat-containing protein. The coding region runs from base 1 to 1962 and encodes 653 amino acids. The record is from RefSeq and is a predicted model, not a curated record. NCBI's taxonomy places the organism in Eukaryota, Fungi, Ascomycota, Sordariomycetes, Hypocreales, Nectriaceae. The transcript has 4 exons. Gene Ontology annotation, molecular function: protein binding.
AUGAUACGGAUCUCAACCUCUCCAGCCAGCCAAAUUCGCCGGGGCUUGGUUCUUCUAUUCUUAUUGUUCUCUUGCGUCAACCUCACAGUGCAACAACGAGAUCCCAUAUCAAAUUUCUGUCGAAGAUGGGGUCAUCAGAGUGCUGUGGUUGACGACAAACUUUACAUUGGCGGAGGAUUGGUUACAUAUGAUGGUAGUUCUGGGACACCACAAAACUUCUCCAACCCCUACUUUAUCUACCAUGAUCUCAGCAAAGUAGCCAGUUCAGGCAUGCCCCAACCAUACGCGAACCUGAGCAAGAACUCGACGGUUCCCGAUAUUUAUCUCUUUGGCGGCGAAUUCAAUGGUGUGACCCCUUGGGACUUCGACCUUUAUGCUUACGAUAUCAUAAAUGAUGAGUGGGACAACAUGGGAGUCUCUAGGACAGACGAUGUUGUCGGGCUCAGUUAUGGAGCUGGUUUGUCCAUUCCGGAUCGUGGAGAGGCCUACUACUAUGGCGGAUGGAUGAACAAUGCGACCGACGCGAACUGGGGUGACGCUCCCCAGAUACCAACAUCAUACCUACUGCGAUAUGAGAUGGAUACAAACAAUUGGUCCAACGACACUGGACCUGACGAUAUUGGCCGCGCCGAGGGUGUGAUGGUUCAUAUCCCUGCCGGAGAUGGUGGUAUGCUUGUUUACUUUGGCGGAAUCAGAGCCGCCAAUGAUGGUGGUUGGGAAGGUCAACCAAUGGACCAGAUUAUUCUCUAUGAUGUUCUGAGCGGGAAAAGUUAUUUCCAAAAUGCAACGGGUGAUGUUCCAGAAUCACGUCGACGAUUUUGCGCAGGCGCUACGUGGACCAAGGACCAGUCUUCUUACAAUAUUUAUUUAUAUGGGGGAGCUGGCGAGGAGCAGGGAAGUUCUGGAUUUGAUGACAUUUAUAUCCUGACACUCCCUACCUUCACAUGGAUCAAGAUGUAUCCCGAAGGAAACGGAACUGGGGAUUACCCUCAUCACAGUUUUACCUGCAACGUUGUGAACGAGGCACAGAUGUUGAUUCAUGGUGGUUUCUUCCCCCUGACAAAUGACUGCGAUGUUCCGGACCAAUGGGGUUUACACGACAUGUCCCUGGGGCGACAAAACAAGGACAAGUCGCCCUGGAUGCUUUACGAUCCCGAACUGACUAAAUAUGCUGUCCCCACUGACAUUAUUUCAGUUGUGGGAGGAAAUCCUACUGGCGGAGCGACCAAGACAGCACCAGCCGAUGGCUUCGACCACCAAGAUCUGAAAGCCCUCAUGACGCGGACGGCAUCGGCAGGAUCAAGGACUGCAACCCGAGAUGUAUCUGGCCCUACUGAGACUGGAGAUCAUGAAAGUGGAGCGACGUUAUCAACUGGUGCGAUUGCAGGUAUCGCAGCCGGCGGAGCUGUAGCUCUUAUUGCCGUGCUCGUGACUUGUUUUUGCCUCAUCCGAAAGCAUCGACGUCGGCGGGAACGUGUUGGAUCACAACAGCCGAUGACUCAAUCCUACGACUACCAUCAUCCCCAACAUCCAUCUUUCGCCUCAAACCAACCUUCCCCUAGCCCUUGGAGUCCACAGUCAUCGAAUUUCACCCCUUCAAGCCCCGUGGGCUACACGGGCCCGCAACUUGCCCAGUCAUAUUCAGGACCUCCCGUAGAACUGCCAUCUGGGCAUCCCGAAGACUCAUCUUACGUUUCACCACGUACAGAGUCAGCUUCGGCGGUUGAACCCAAAUAUGACGCAAAUGGAAAUCUAUGGGUUCCCCAGGUGAGCAUGAUGCAGAUCCCAGACCAAGGCCAUUCCCCCGGAAGUCCUCCAUACUACGACGGCACGAUGGUUUCUAACUCAUCGAAGAAUGGGCCAGAGUAUUUCCCACCCGGUACGCCGCAGGAACUUGCAGCAGAACGUCGCACUUCGUACGUACCUGGGCAACCAGUCCACCAGACGUAUUAUCAUCCAUGACUGGUGUUUCUUAAAGACAAAACAAAAGCCUCUCCUUUUGCCGAGGAUAUAGGCUGAAUGUAUUGAAUUUUCUUAAUGUCGGAUUACGAAAGCAGGGGUUAGGAGUAUUGGGAGGGAACGGCAUAACCAAGCAAGCGGGAUAUUUGAUGGUACACCAACUUCGGCACUCCAGGGUCAUAUUCAUUCCCUCAUAGGUCAUAAAUAUAAGUAAUUGU